Messenger RNA from Scatophagus argus, 1409 nucleotides. RefSeq lists its product as uncharacterized. Bases 94 to 1134 code for a protein of 346 amino acids. Lineage: Eukaryota; Metazoa; Chordata; Actinopteri; Scatophagidae. The record is from RefSeq and is a predicted model, not a curated record. The transcript is spliced from 6 exons. Gene Ontology annotation, biological process: response to bacterium.
UCGCAGUGAAAUUGUUCCCUCCCACUUGUUAUCAUUACAUUAAGAUGAAGCGUCUUCUAAUAUCAUCUAAUUUAACUGCUGCAGAGCAAGAAGAUGUUUUUCACAUUUUAUUUGCUGCUGACACUCACUUUAGGACGAUGCACAGAUGAUGUGAUCGUUGAGAUGAAGACUGUUGGUGUUGGAGAUGAUGUGACUCUGACCUGUACCCGCCAGAAAGCUCAAGAUGGAACAACAGCCUUGUUUUGGAUCAGGGUUGUUUCUGGAAACUUACCUGAAUUCUUGGGGGCAACAUAUACCUUUGAUUAUAAGGGUAUUAAUCAGACUCCUCGCAUCACAGCAAAACAAGGACCUGGAACGUUUCUUCUCCAUAUUAAAGAAACAAAGCGAAGUGAUACUGGACUUUACUACUGUGUAAAAGUAUACCUACGUGACAUGAAAUUUCUGAAUGCAACAUUUCUAAUAAUUAAAGGAUCAGAACCUGAUAUCACUGCUGUCAUUCAGGAGCCUCCAUCUGAUUCAGUCCAUCCAGGAGACUCAGUGACUCUGCAGUGUUCAGUCCUCUCUGACCCUGAAGACAAAACAUGUCCAGGAGGUCCCAGUGUGUUCUGGUUCAAAGCUGGAUCAGAUGAAUCUCAUCCCAGUGUCAUUUACACUCAUGGAGACUCUGGUGAUGGAUGUGACAAGAGUCCUGAGGCUCACGCUCCACAGAAAUGUGUCUACAGCUUCUCUAAGAACGUCAGCUCCUCUGAUGCUGGGACUUAUUACUGUGCUGUGGCCACAUGUGGGGAGAUAUUAUUUGGAAAUGGAACAAAACUGGACACUGAAGCCCCUAACAUGCAGGAGGACAAUACAGUUCUGCUUCUGUUAUGUGCUGCUUUGGCUCUAAGUCUGAUUGUUAUAACCUGCCUGAUUUUUACCAUCAACAAAAAUUCUUGUGGUUGUUGCAAAGACACUGUGACCACUGCUGGGCAGAAAAAUCAGCAUUUAAGGAUGUUAAUGAGAGUUGAGGACACUUGGGUUUAUUCUGCUGUCGUCUUCACCACCAUGAGAACUGACAGCAGUGGAACGAGGGACGCAAACUCAUCAGAGAGAGAGAGGAUCUACGCUGCUGUCAAGGCUUUUGGGUUGGAUUAGAAGUUCAGUCAAUCACAGCCAAAAAUCUCUGUGUAAAAUGAGUUAUUACAUGCUAAACGCAUUCUGCAAUUAACAAAAAACUUUUCAUGUUGUGUAUCUUUUAAGCCUGCAAGUUAUUAAAGUCCAACUGAAAUCACAUUUAGUCAUCCAUUCUUGAGAUCAGAAAUGAAUUAAAAUUUAAAUAUAUCCUGGCCAGCAUCUGAACAAACAGACCUGACAUUUUGACACACCUUGUUCAGUUAGUCCUGUUUUCUUGUUCUCUGCUGUGUACUGUG